This is a messenger RNA of Plasmodium cynomolgi strain B, 3243 nucleotides long. Its product is annotated as serine-repeat antigen. Gene Ontology annotation, cellular component: lysosome. NCBI's taxonomy places the organism in Eukaryota, Apicomplexa, Aconoidasida, Haemosporida, Plasmodiidae. The coding region runs from base 1 to 3243 and encodes 1080 amino acids. The record is from RefSeq and is a predicted model, not a curated record. Gene Ontology annotation, molecular function: cysteine-type endopeptidase activity. The transcript is spliced from 4 exons.
AUGAAGGCCCGCCUUUCCUUAAUCCUAAUUUUAUGUGUCGUGUGCAGGGACUGUGCAGUGCGAUGCACGGGUACCAAUGACAAUCCAGGAGCAGAAACAGGAAAACAAGCAGAAGAACGAACAGAAGCAGGAGGAGGACCAGGAGGAGUAGAAGGAACAGGAGCAGGAGCACAAGGAGUAGUAGGAGCAGCAGGAGGAGGAGUAGCAGGAACAGGAGCAGUACCAGGACAAGGAGGAGCAGUACCAGGACCAGGAUCAGGAGAAGCAGUGAGCUUAAGCCAGGAUGCAGGUGAUACCCCAAGGGAGGGACAGCCGGUAGCCUCACAAGAUGGCGCACUGCCAGCAGAAAAUUCCGAAGACGCACAAGGACGCACUGACGAAACUUCCAGCAAUUCUGUUGAUAGUCCUAGCCCAGAUUCGAAUCCAAAUCCAGUUGUAGACAACGCCGAAGCAGUAACGGUAACAGCUCCGUCCGAAGGCCCCAAAGAGGAGAUCCCCGUAAAGUCGUCGCUCCUGAAGGGCUACAAGGGGGUGAAAGUGACAGGGCCGUGCAGCGCAAGCUUCCUCGUUUUCUUCGCCCCGUAUCUGUUCAUCGAUGUGGACGCGGAGAGUAGUAACAUUUACCUAGGAACCGACUUGAGCGAUCUAGAAGUCACAGAGAAAAUGGGUGUAGGAGAAAACAAUACAAAUAAAUGCGAUGAUGGAAAGACAUUCAAAUUUGUUGCGCUCAUAGGAGAUGACCACUUGACCAUUAAGUGGAAGGUCUACGACCCGAAAGUUCAAACGCCACCCCAAGAUGACACAGCGGAAAUGAGAAAGUACGUAAUGAAAAGCCUGAAUGGAGAAUUCACCUCUGUGCAAGUACACACCGUGAUCCAGCAAAACGGCUCCAAUGUGUUUGAAAGCAAAAACUAUGCCUUGAGUAACGACAUGCCUGAACAAUGCGACGCAAUAGCUACCAACUGCUUCCUCAGUGGAAGUGUGUAUAUAGAAAAGUGUUACAGAUGCACCCUGAAAAUGAAGAAAUUGAAUCCAUCGGAUGUUUGCUACAAUUAUAUUCCCAAGGUGGAAAAUGCACCCAGUCAGGAGAGCAUUUCCGCCCAGGCAAGCGAUGAAGAGUCCAUGCAAGAGAAGUUGGCAGCUUCGAUUGGUAUGAUCCUACAAGGGAUGUACAAAAAAGGAGAAACUGGUCUCAACGAGUUGCUUAUCUUCGACGAAGCAGAUGCAGCUUUGAAAGAGGAACUGCUAAAUUAUUGCGCCUUGAUGAAGGAGGUGGAUACCAGUGGAGUGUUAGAAAACUACGAAUUGGGCAGUGAAGAAAACGUGUUUGCCAACAUAACUAACAUGCUACAGAAGAACAGUGACUAUUCCGUGUCGUCAUUACAGAACAAACUAAAGAAUCCCGCUAUGUGUUUGAAAAAUGCGGACGAGUGGGUAGGUAGCAAAAUGGGAUUAGUGCUUCCUAAUCUGCCAUAUAACCAUUUGGAAGUACCCCAUCCCUCGACUCCCGAAGUGGCCAACGUCGAGGACACGAGUGAGGAUACACAGAGUGGCGGAUACGAUGGUGUCAUCGACUUCUCCACGGCAAGCAAGACAAAUUUCAGCACCUCCCAAUACGUAGACAAAAUGCACUGCAACGGUGAGUACUGCGAUAGGACGAAGGACACCAGCAGUUGCAUAGCAAAGAUUAAGGCGGGGGAUCAGGGAGACUGCGCUACGUCUUGGCUGUUCGCCUCGAAGGUGCACCUAGAAACGAUAAAGUGCAUGAAGGGCCACGAUCAUGUUGCUAGUUCUGCUCUCUAUGUGGCUAACUGUUCCGGUAAAGAAGCGAAGGACAAGUGUCAAACUCCGUCGAAUCCGCUAGACUUUUUGAAUACCCUGGAGGAGACCAAAUUUUUGCCAGCUGAGUCGGACCUCCCAUACUCUUACAAAGAGGUGAAUAACGUCUGUCCGGAGCCGAAGAGUCACUGGCAAAACUUAUGGGAAAAUGUGAAGCUCCUAGACAAGCAGUAUCAACCCAACUCGGUGAGCACCAAGGGGUACACCGCUUACCAGAGUGACCACUUCAAGGGCAACAUGGACGCGUUUAACAAGUUGGUAAAAUCAGAAGUGAUGAACAAAGGAUCCGUUAUCGCUUAUGUGAAGGCACAAGGAGUGAUGACGUACGACCUGAAUGGGAAGAAGGUACUCUCUCUCUGUGGAGGUGAAACGCCCGACCUGGCUGUCAACAUAGUAGGUUAUGGUAACUACAUAAACGGGGAGGGAGUUAAAAAGUCUUACUGGUUGCUACAAAACAGUUGGGGCAAGCACUGGGGAGACAAAGGCAAGUUUAAGGUCGACAUGGAUGGUCCUCCUGGAUGCCAGCACAACUUCAUCCACACCGCUGCUGUCUUCAACGUGGACAUCCCCGUGGUGGAAAAACCCACAAAGGAAGACGCCCAGAUAUACAACUACUACUUGAAGAGCUCCCCCGAUUUCUGGGGCAACAUCUACUAUAAAAACGUCGGCGGUCAGACGAAUACCUCGGCAAAGAACGCAACGGGGGUGGCCAACGAAUCGGUGCUGCACGGACAAGCAGAUACAGAGGUGGAAGUAAAGGUUGCUGGAGAGGAUCCUGCUACUCCACUCAGUACACAGGCAACAGGAGGAGCGACAGCUGGGCAAGUAUCUACUGUUGUUCCGUCUUUACCUGUACAAGUGGAAGUAACCGUAGCACGAAACGUGGGUGCGCCAGGAGAUCAGGCAGGAUCACCAGGACCAGCAGGACCAACAGGACCAGCAGGAUCACCAGGAUCACCAGGACAAGAAGGACAAGAAGGACCAGCAGGACCACCCGGAACACCAGGACCAGAAGGACCAGAAGGAUCAGCAGGACCAACAGGGCCAGAAGGACCAGAAGGAUCAGCAGGACCAACAGGGCCACCAGGACCAUCUGGCACGCCCGGAACAGAAGGUCAGCCCGGCACAGCACCCGAAGCCGCUGUGCUAGACACCCAAGUAUCACAUGUCCUAAAGUACAUUAAAAAGAACAAGGUGAAGAUGAACGUGGUCUCGUACAAGAAUCACGAGGCUAUCACCACUGGACAUGACUGCUGGAGAUCCUACUCAGUCAAUCCAGACAAGUACGAAGAGUGUGUAAAGAUAUGCGAAGCUAACUGGAGCAAAUGUGAAAAUGAUGUAGCUCCGGGAUUCUGUUUAUUUGAACAUGGAAAGGAUAAUGAUUGUUUCUUCUGCUAUGUGUAA